CCACCUCCCCCCGUGCCACAUCUCUGUGGUUUUAUUUCCUCGUAUCCAGGCUACAGUGUGAGGUGUGAGUACACGGCUCACAAGGAGGGUGUGCUGAAGGAGGAGAUGCUCCUGGCCAGUGAGACUGGAGAUGGCUCCUGCCUUAAGGUGGUGGUGCAAGCACGUGUCAUGGACCGACACCACGGCACCCCAAUGCUGCUGGAUGGGGUGCGCUGCGUGGGGGCUGAGCUGGAGUACGACUCGGAGCAGAGCGACUGGCACGGCUUUGAUUAACGCCAUCCUGCACCUUCCUGCGGACGGACCCCCCUCCCCGAGCAUCGGUGGGACCCCCGCUGCUCUGCGCCACGGCUGCCGUGGGGCUGUGGCUGCUCCCCCCGAGCCCCCCAUGCGUGCCUAUCCCCAGCCCCACGGCUGCUCUUCCCAGAGCCCUGAGCACCAUGUGUGGGGCUGGGGGGGUGAGGGGGCUCUCCUUGCUGCUGUACUGCUGCUUCCCUCCUGCUGGUCCCCCCCUGGGUCCAACUUCCCCUCCUGGGGGCUGGAGCUGAGCUGUGACCUCA
Molecule: messenger RNA, 557 nt
Organism: Meleagris gallopavo (turkey)
Lineage: Eukaryota; Metazoa; Chordata; Aves; Galliformes; Phasianidae
Source: RefSeq, a predicted model, not a curated record